AUGCGAGGCUCGCUCUGGAGCUUCUUCCUCUGCCCCGAUAUUUGCUUUUCCCUUUGGUCCUGGCAUUGGCCACAGAAGCUCCCGUGGCCCUACCAAAAAAAAACAUUACUCCCCGUAUAUACGCAUUCCUUCUUCUCCUCGUCUGCAGCCCAGGAAAAGAAACGAGCGGAGGGGCAGGGCCGUGGUGUCAUUAUUAUUCAAGACAACACCCACGCUCUCCCUUCUGCUCUCUUCCUUUUCUUUUUCUUUAUAUCGGCAUUAAACUAUCUCCACCUUGGCAAUUUUAUGGGGAAGACGCAGCUCACCUCCGCUUCGCCCUUCGUUUCUUUUUCCUGGGCAUUUGCUAACCAGCCCUCUGUUAUCAGAACCUUACCUGUUUCACAGCGUAUUAUUCCUUGCCCGACUCCAUCGCUUGCUACCCGCCUAGCAGACCUGCCAAGUGCGCCCCGUGAUUCCUUUUCUCAACGACAACAGAUAAAACCCUUCUCAUCGACCCGGCCUGGGCUGAAGAUGUCUUCCAGCAACAACUCCAACUCUCACCCAAUUCCCAGCAUGGCCGCCCAAAAUGAGCAGAACACGGCUCCCGAUAGCUACCAGCUGGCCAUGGCCAAGAAUAACAUCUGGGCCACAAAGCUAGACGAAGAACAGCCAGAUCUCUUCCCAAAGCUCGCCUCAGGACAAUCUCCGGAAAUAUUGUGGAUCGGCUGUGCUGACUCCCGUUGCCCCGAGACCACUGUCCUGGGCCUUCAGCCCGGCGACGUCUUCGUCCAUCGCAACAUUGCCAACGUUGUGCAGUACAACGACAUCUCUGCUGCCACCGUCAUUGAAUUUGCUGUCGUCUACCUCAAGGUCAAGCACAUCAUUCUCUGUGGCCAUACUAGCUGUGGUGGCAUCAACGCUGCUUUGGCCAACAAGAAGCUCGGCCUCCUUGAUACCUGGCUCAUGCCCCUUCGACGACUCCGAGAGCAACAUAUGGACGUCUUGAAGGAUCUUGAGCUCAAGGAAGCCGCCGUCAAGCUCGCCGAGAUCAACGUCGAAAAUGGACUGCGAGUUCUCCGUGAGAACAGCGCCGUUCUCGAUGCCAUUGAGGAACGAGGUCUCAAGCUGCACGGUGUCAUCUACGAUGUUGGCAGCGGAAAACUUAGAGAGCUGGAAAUCACCGAGAGCAUGGAUUCUAUCAGCAGACGAAUUGCUUCUUUCAAGACAGUCAAGAACGAGGAGUGA
Molecule: messenger RNA, 1224 nt
Organism: Trichophyton verrucosum HKI 0517
Lineage: Eukaryota; Fungi; Ascomycota; Eurotiomycetes; Onygenales; Arthrodermataceae
Product: carbonic anhydrase family protein
Exons: 4
Coding region: 1-1224 (407 amino acids)
Biological process (GO): cellular response to oxidative stress; carbon utilization; cellular response to carbon dioxide
Cellular component (GO): cytoplasm
Molecular function (GO): carbonate dehydratase activity; zinc ion binding
Source: RefSeq, a predicted model, not a curated record